CGAUGACAGCUAGUCAGUUUGAUUUGACCCUAUCAACACCCUAUCAUACCAUUUCAGCUCGAUACACAUCGAAACUGCGAUCCCUGUUGUGUUGUGUGCGAGUUGAAAGAACGUAUCGCGCUCAGUUUUCUUAAACUUUAAUGUGAUUUUUAUCCGUGUUAAAAGUUUCCCAAGUGAUAGAAAUUUGAUGCUAGCGAAAGAUUAUCACAAAUACUUUCUGCUAGUGAAGUUGGAUUUUCGAUUAGUGGAGAAUUUGUGAAGUUAUUCUUGAGGAAAAAUCCUGAAAAUCGUAGCUAAGUCUAUAGUUUAUUCACUUGUGUACACGCGACCUACGGGUCGAGGCACACAGCGAGAUGUCGUUGGCUGUGCCAUGUACUGUGUGUAGCAAAGCUAUCAAGGAAGAACAAGAAAAAGUGAUGUGUUUUGGAUCUUGCGGCAAAAUAACGCACUUGAAUUGCUGUGGAGAAGUGGAUAAACACGGUUUCAAGGCCAUUUCAACAAACAUUGGAAUAAAAUAUUUGUGCCACGGUUGCCGCAAGACCCAAACGAGCUACAACUGUGUGCUUGAAAAAUGCAAUGAAAUUAUGAAAAACAUGGAAAACAUAAAAAACGAUAUCAAUGAAAAAUUGCAAAAAAUGGAAGAAAACAUAGCUGAAAAAAUUAAAAGUGACAUGUCUAACAUGUUUACAAAAAUGUGUGAGGAUCAAAACAAAUCAGAGGAAAAAAGGAUGGAAGCUUUUAAAAAUCAAAUUAAUCAAUGGUUUGAAGAAAAAAAGGAAAAACAGUGGAUGCUGCAAGUGGUCGCAUUCUACGAUCUCAAACAAAAAAUGGCAAGAAUGCAGAAAAUCGAUAGUGUAAUCAUUGUGAAACCGAAAGCUGAUCAAACCACUCGUGAAACAAAACAAGAAUUGCGUAGCCAGAUCGAUAGAACAACCAACAAUAUCAGUUUAGUGCGAGAAGGAAACGGUGGAUCGGUGAUUUUGGGUGUUAAGCAAGCUGAUCAAGUUGAGUCAGUGAUUAAAUCAGUGCAGGAAAAAUUCGGUGAAAAGUACGAAGUGUCAGUUCCCAAACCCAAGAAUCCGCGAUUGAAAAUCGUUAGCGUAGAAGAUGAAUUAAGUGAAAGUGAAUUAAAGGAGAGUUUGGUCGACCAGAACGAGUUGUUAGAAGAGAUGGAGCUGAAACUGAUCACUAAAUACCAGAGGGAAAAUGCAGCUGGGUACAUUUCGUACACGUAUGUGUUAGAAGUGGAUGCAACUUCACAUGAGAUCAUGCUAGAAGCCGAACGAGUCAACUUUGGCUGGGAACGUUGCAGAGUGAUAGAGUGUUUCGGAAUAAUUCGUUGCUUCAAGUGUUGUAACUAUGGACACAAAAGUACAGAGUGCAAAGGAAAUGAGGUGUGUGCUAAGUGUACUGGGCAACAUAGAACAGCAGAGUGUACAUCUGAGCGGGCGAAGUGCAUAAACUGCGAACGGAUGAACAAGUCUAGGAAGCUGAACUUAAGCAUUGACCACUUUGCGUUCAGUCAUGAAUGUGCCAUUUACAAAAGACUAGUCGCGAGAAAACGUCAGCAAAUUGAACACGAUCAAUAGCAACCAGUUCCAUCAGGGAGAUAUCCAGUGAUUUGCCUUAAUUGUGGUGGUUUGUCAGCAAAUUUUGUAGAAGUGAAGUUGUUGAUCGAAUCUGUGAAACCAAAGCUGGCCUUAAUUACCGAAACACACGUGAUACGAGAAAUGGAAAGUGAUCAGUUUAAUAUUAGAGGUUACACGCAGUUAAACUGCUACUCGUCCUCGCGGCACACUGGGGGAGUGUUAAUCUAUGUCCAUACGAGUGUUGGUUACAGUACCUUGAUAA
Messenger RNA from Culex quinquefasciatus (southern house mosquito), 1851 nucleotides. RefSeq lists its product as uncharacterized. NCBI's taxonomy places the organism in Eukaryota, Metazoa, Arthropoda, Insecta, Diptera, Culicidae. The record is from RefSeq and is a predicted model, not a curated record. Bases 354 to 1589 code for a protein of 411 amino acids. The transcript is spliced from 2 exons.